This is a messenger RNA of Eremothecium sinecaudum, 1749 nucleotides long. It is a transcript of the gene TGL3, whose product is annotated as bifunctional triglyceride lipase/lysophosphatidylethanolamine acyltransferase. The transcript has a single exon. The coding region runs from base 1 to 1749 and encodes 582 amino acids. Gene Ontology annotation, biological process: lipid metabolic process. Gene Ontology annotation, molecular function: triacylglycerol lipase activity. The record is from RefSeq and is a predicted model, not a curated record. Lineage: Eukaryota; Fungi; Ascomycota; Saccharomycetes; Saccharomycetales; Saccharomycetaceae.
AUGCCUAUGUACCGCUAUCUGCUAACUUUGCUAUAUGCAUUGUUAAAUCAUGUGCCUAAGACAGUUUGGGCCGUGCUACAGGUUAUUGUCGAUACGUACAAGUUUUGGUGUGAGAAGUUAUUCACAUCAAUGAGACCAGUCUCACGUUCUGUUUAUCAAGAUGCUAUUGCAGAAUUGGAUAACUGUAGUUCCUUUAAGGAGUGGUAUGAGCAAGCGAAAUUGGUCGAUGAGAUCACAGGGGCCGACUUAUGGCGGCGAAAUUUUGCAUCGCAGAGGUAUGAUUUCCAUUUGGUUUUAGAGCAGUACCAAUUGAUUGCUGAAGCAUUGGAUAAUGGUAACGCAGCUGUUCUUGUACAAAAGUUUACGGCAGUGGGGCCUACAAUGUUGCGAAACUUCGCGGGUAUUUUGGACAAACGGCUAUUCACAAAAUCCCUAUGUGGGACCAAACUACUGAUUGAAAUAUAUCUUGAUAAGGUAGUAGAGUACUUGCGGUACUUAAGUAAGCUGCCGGAGCAGGUUCCGAUAUCGAUUUUCCAGCGGUGCAGGGCGUCGUUGGGGACAACGGCUUUAGUGUUACAGGGCGGCUCGCUAUUUGGACUUUACCAUUUGGGGGUAAUUAAGGGCCUUCUCCUCCAGGGACUACUUCCGAAUGUACUCAGUGGGAGUUCUAUGGGCGCUUGUAUUGCUAGUUUCUGUGGUACACUCACUAAUGAGCAGUUGCAAGAGCUUUUUAAUGAGGAUAGGCUAUUAACGCUGAUCAAGGAAGACAUCACAUUGUUAAAGCAAUCUGGGUACGGAAAUAUCGAUCAGAAUUUGAGCUUGGGGACAUUAAUUGAAAAUGUUGUCCACAAGGGUUAUUCCAAGGAUGUAUUUUUGUUCAUCCGUUUUGUUCAAAAACACAUUGUAAAAGAGCUCACAUUUGAGGAAGCUUUUUUGCGUACAGGCAAAAUCCUGAAUAUUGUGGUACAUUCAAGUGAUCCCAAUGCAUGUCCACCUCUACUAAAUUAUGUUACUGCCCCUAAUACGUUAAUUUCGAGUGCCAUAGAUUGCAGUCUUGGAUCUGGAGUACUGUCUGAUGACACUAGACUGCUAUGCAAAGAUCUACAAAAUAAAAUAAUUAAUUAUCUCCCAGAAGGCAAAAAUGUCAAGUUCGUUGCUCCGCGGAGUGUUAAUGAGAAUGGAACCGUGUCUUCGCCGUAUACUCGCUUAACAGAGUUGUUCAAUGUAAACAAUUUUAUUGUGUCGUUGGCCAGACCAUAUCUCGCCCCCCUGGUGUUAUCAGAUCUUAAACAUGAGAUUAAGACUUCCAAGUACUAUUAUUACAAGUCAUACCCAAGAUAUGAUCUUCAAGGAGUAUCUCCACAGCAUCUCUUAAAUCUGGAGGAUGUCGAGCCAUUGGCAUACAAACUCAAAUACCACGUUGAACGAAAGCUAAAGCAUAUUUUAACAUUAGAGUUGCGCCAUCGCUUUGAUGUUCUCGGUAAUUUGGGUUUAUUGUCGGGAUGGGUUAGUAAGUUUGCCGAUGAUGAGAAGAUUCCCAGAAGUGCGACAGAAGUCACAAUUGUACCUAAGUUAAAGUCUUUAAGCCUCAGUAGAGUCGUCGAAGGACAGUUAGAUAAUAUCCCGUACUGGAUUGAAUGUGGCGAGCGAAGCUGCUGGCCAGUUUUGCCACUAAUUAAAACACGUUGCAUAGUCGAGUAUACAAUUGAUGAUAUCAUCAAGCAAAGAAGGCAACAAAAUAAUACCUAG